Messenger RNA from Olea europaea var. sylvestris, 4120 nucleotides. Its product is annotated as muscle M-line assembly protein unc-89-like. NCBI's taxonomy places the organism in Eukaryota, Viridiplantae, Streptophyta, Magnoliopsida, Lamiales, Oleaceae. Gene Ontology annotation, molecular function: RNA binding; protein binding; metal ion binding. Bases 120 to 2714 code for a protein of 864 amino acids. The transcript is spliced from 6 exons. The record is from RefSeq and is a predicted model, not a curated record.
UUUUCAUGUAUUUCUCCAUUUUCCCCCAAAAGCAUAAUAACAUAACUUCGGGUUUCUCGUUAAACUUUUCCCCAAUUCCUGUAAUUUCUCCGCGAAGGAAGAUCCAUUAGCUAUCAUCAAUGGCGGAUCGGACCAACAAUAGCAGUAACAGCAAUCCAGCGGCUGCCGUGGCCAAGCCGAUAUGGAUGAAGCAAGCCGAGGAAGCCAAGCUGAAGAAUGAAGCCGAGAAAGCCGCCGCCGCCAAAGCUGCUUUUGAGGCCACCUUCAACAAAAAUUCCCAACAAUCUGAACAUCCACAAUAUCCUUCCGCCGCGACGUCGUCUGAUUCAGAUUCUGAGGAAAUAUCUCGGGAUAGUAACCGGUCGGCAGGGCCAGUGGACCCUGCAAAGUGCACGGCACAAGGGGCGGGUAUUGCGGGCGGGACUGCUUGCGCGGGGGCCACUUUUAUCGUCGUGACUAAGGAUACGGAGGGAAGAAAGGUGAUGCGGGGCGGGGCACAGGUGAAGGUGCGGGUUGUGCCAGGGGUCGGGGUCGGGGGAUCGGAGCAGGAUGGGGUUGUGAAGGAUAUGGAUGAUGGGACUUAUACUGCCACUUAUGUGGUGUCGAAGAGAGGGAAUUACAUGGUGAAUGUGGAGUGCAAUGGGAAGCCUAUUAUGGGCAGCCCUUUUCCUGUCUUCUUCAGCUCAGGAACUCCGACUGGAGGGCUUCUUGGCAUGGCUCCAGCAGCUUCAUUUUCGAAUUUAGUUAAUCAAACCAUGCCGAACAUGCCAAAUUAUUUGGGUUCUGUGUCUGGUGCGUUUCCUGGGUUGCUUGGAAUGAUUCCAGGUGUUGUUUCUGGAGCUUCAGGUGGUGCUGUUUUGCCUGGAAUUGGAGCUUCUCUAGGGGAAGUUUGUCGCGAGUAUCUUAAUGGACAGUGUGCGAAAACUGAUUGUAAGCUCAAUCACCCCCCUCACAAUCUGCUGAUGACUGCUUUAGCUGCCACCACCACGAUGGGAACUCUCAGCCAAGUGCCCAUGGCACCUUCUGCUGCUGCAAUGGCUGCUGCUCAGGCAAUUGUUGCUGCUCAAACUCUUCAAGCCCAUGCUACUCAAGCUCAGGCACAGGCUCAAGCUCAGUCCACCAAAAGCUCUUCUGGGUCAUCUGACAAGGAAAAGGCUGACUCCCUGAAAAAUACUGUGCAAGUUAGCAAUCUCAGUCCACUUCUAACAGCGGAUCAGUUAAAACAACUCUUUGCUUUUACUGGCACAGUUGUUGAUUGUAUUAUCACUGAUUCAAAACAUUUUGCUUACAUAGAAUACUCAAAACCUGAAGAAGCAACUGCUGCUUUGGCAUUGAACAAUAUGGAAGUUGGGGGUCGUCCAUUAAAUGUUGAAAUAGCAAAAUCGCUCCCUCCAAAGCCUGUUUUAAAUUCACAAUCAUCUUUGCCGACGGUGAUGCAGCAAGCUGUCGCCAUGCAACAGAUGCAAUUUCAGCAGGCAUUGUUAAUGCAACAGACAUUGACUGCUCAGCAGGCAGCUAAUCGAGCAGCAACAAUGAAGUCUGCAACAGAUUUAGCUGCAGCUAGGGCUGCAGAAAUAAGUAAGAAGCUGCAACCUGAUGGAAUUGUCGCUGAGGACAAGGAAUCGGAUCGAAAUUCUAGGUCACCGUCUGCUGACCAUGCCAGGUCAAGGUCCAAGUCAAGAUCUCCCGUCGGUUAUCGUAGGAGGCGUAGGUCACGCUCUUUCUCACCACCACCUCGCCGAGCCAGAGAUUAUAGAUCCAGAUCACCAGUAAGAUCUCACCAUUACUCUAGCUAUGAAAAAGAUUGGAGAUCCUACAGGGAUGGUAGGGAUGGCAGUGAUAGCAGCAGGUGGCACAAAUCAGGUAGAUCGCAUGACCGCCACUCUCCUGGUUCCAGGAGAAAUAGGAGUAGGAGUGUGAGCCCUCGAACUAAGAAGUCAUAUCGAGAUGAUUCAGACUCACCUCCACGCCGUCGAGAAAGUCCAACGGAGAGGACAAGGAAAUCAGUUUAUGCUGAUUCAAGAUCCCCUCGACAUCACCGGAGAAGGUCGCCAUCCCGAAAAGAUGAUGUAAGCAGACCAAAACAUAGAACACGCUCUAGGUCAAGGUCUGUUGAAGUUAAGCAUCAGUCUAAAGAUAAGAUAGAUGAUAACAGAGACGAAAGUUCCAAGCAUCAGGCUAGGAGGCGCCACAGGUCAGCGUCGACAGAGGAUCAGAGUCACGGACGAGGUAAAUUGUCUGGAAGAGCUUCAGAUGAAAGCAAAUUGAAAAAACACAGAAGACGUUCCAGAUCCAGAUCUGCGGAGAAUAAAUAUAGCUCUACUCAUAAAUUGGAUAGGAGGAGAGAAGAGAAAUUGAGACACCAUGAAAGAAGGCGGUCCAGGUCAAGGUCCACAGAAGGAAAGCGACAUAAAGCCAGUAAGACAUCUCCAAAACGGACCGAAGAUCACAAAUCCAAACACCGAAAGCGCUCUAGGUCAAAAUCUGUAGAAAAUAAUUAUAAUAUCAAUUAUGUCGGUGUUGGGGUAAGUAAAGGUGAAGAUCUAGGCGAGACACCCAUGAAAUCUGAAAAUGCCUAUGUGGAAAGUGAUACAGGCUUGAAGAAUUCCAUGACUGUGAAGGUUGAUGAGGAUGGAAGUUAUGGAGGUCUUCAAAAGAAUUCCAAAGAGAUUGACAGUGAUUUCGAGAGAACUGAUGCCUCAGUGAUGGAAUGAAGUUGCAUUGAAGAAAUAUAUGCGUCGGUGCUUCUUCUUGAGGUCUAUGGUUUAGGAUGGUCAAUUUGUGAACCCAGUUUGUGGAAGAAAACCAUCUCAUAAGAGACUGCUCGUUCUCUUUUGGCAAUCAAGAUGGUUAGAUGGUUUGUUACUGUUCAAAUGAUAAUGGCAUUCUUGUAUUUGUUUCUUUUGCAGGUCUUAUGGGUGGCGAAGUUUGAAGCUGUAGUUGCAUAUUAAAACCUCCAACCUCAGAUCCAACUGUGCCUGUUUUUUUAACGAGCUUGAUGUAUGCUGGAUUAAAACCUCUCUAUCAGUAGGUAGUUUUUUUUUCUUAUUUGUCAGUCUACUUAAGAACUUAUAUGACUGCUUGUUCUGUUAUUGUGUGAUUCCUAAUUCUGUUUGGGAUUCCCCCUUCCCCCUUAAGCUGGAUGAUGUUGACUUGAGAUCAUGUAUCAUCUCUUAACAUUUUUCAUACUUUUCUUUCCUCCUUUUUUGGCUAUUCCCCGAAUAACCUAAACUUUGAAGGAAGAAGAUUAUGCAAGCAUAACUGACACAAAACCUGUUCUAAGUUAAUUGGGAUGAAUUUAUUCCCUUGAGUCAGAUAGGUUUUGUUAUGGCUCACACCCCUCACUUAUGACCUAAUGGAUGAUUACUUCUGGGAUUGAUGGUUUAUCCGACAUGGUUAACAUGGUUCCAAUUCCAAUUUUCAUUUAACGGUUUUGGUGGGCCUGUUACAUUCCAUGAAGAUGCAGGCAUUGAGGCUGAUCUCUAAUGGCGGUUAAUCAGAUGAAUUUGCUGGGUCAAAUUUUUACUGAUGGUACAUAAAAGUUGUUUGGUUUAGGCAAGUCUCUUUAGAGCUGACUGGAGCCCGAUGUCCCCAGACGGUUUAGCAUCGUUUUUCCUCAUUGUUGAGUGUGAGCAGAUUGGCUAACUUACUGUUCUUAAUUUCUCAGUCAAAGUAAUUUGUUUUCAUACACAGGGGAGAUAUUUUCAUAAUUCUGCUCCCUGUGGGGGUAGUUCAGAGCUACAGAUCCAAGUGAAUCGGGGAAUGCUGUUGAAUGAAGAAUCAUGUUCACUUGGAGAUGACAAGUGAAUCGGGGAUUAUGAUUAUAGAGACCUAUUAAUUAAAGACCGAAAGGGUUUACUGACAGCACCAUAAUAUCUAUAAUUUUGCUCGUCACUAGUGUAGAUUAUGUCAGAGUGUAAUUUCGUUGAAAGUAUGCAAAAUCUGGAAUAAUUGCUUCGAAUUUAUUCGAGUUGUUCUGACUUUUGUGUUAGACAGAAGUGUGGUUUUCCUAGUGAAAUGGACUGCUUUGUUUGAGGAAAUGUAUAGCUCAGUCUUCAAUUUUGCUUUGUGUGGACUACUGAUAUUUAUGCAUUUGGACAAUUAAGUAAUAAUUCUGUUU